Molecule: messenger RNA, 2518 nt
Organism: Petromyzon marinus (sea lamprey)
Lineage: Eukaryota; Metazoa; Chordata; Hyperoartia; Petromyzontiformes; Petromyzontidae
Source: RefSeq, a predicted model, not a curated record
AGCAAGACUCCAUGUACAAGACUGGGUCCACUUCUGAGCUGCUGUUUCAACACAAGGCGAACAGUGACAGUGCUGGAUUUAGCGAUGGGCUGCGCACACAGGCGCACCUCAAGUCUUACGGAAUACCGGCCGGGAGGGACUUGCUUACGCAGUCCUACCUGCCUGGCUACACGCUGACUGCCCUACAGCAGCUCCACAACGGCUAUGGGACAGCCGUCCACAGUCAAAUUGACGACUGUGGCGGGGCGGAGGUGGUGCAUAGCGGAGUCCCAAAUGGGUUCUGUCUCACCAUGGACAGUGGUCAGGGUGGCAUGGAGGCUGCACAGACUGCUGCCCUCGAAGCUGGCACGUACCCGCUCGGAAAUGCUGCACACAGCUCGUACGGUGACAACAGCAGCCACUUUGGUCAGCCGCUCACCUUCUCGGCAAAUCACGUGGCCCUCCCGAUUCUCCCAGCCAACGUCGGCCACUCCGCUGACUCUGGACACUCGUUUUACACCGGCCACAGGGUGGACAUCGGUCACGCGCCCCUGAUUAGCCAAGCAGGACAGCUGAGCUACUUAACUCACUUCAACCGCUCGUGCCUUGCUGAUCACGCUCUCAAACAUGAAAACUCAGAUUGUCUGAAUUAUUCGGUGAGCUGCAGGUAUCCACGCACCUAUAAUUAUAAGCCCGUCUCGAACCAGCCUGUCCUGUAUAACAACGUCCCGAAAUUUGGCCACUCCGUCCACGGCAAUAACGCUGCUCAACUGAACCACUCGGCCCACCUCAGUCACCCCGUUCACUAUCACCACCCCACCCUCCCUCGGCCUUCUUUCAACUACAACCACUCUGCUUUCCUUCACCACUCGGCCGUACCCAACAACGUGGCCCCAUUUAGCCACACUUCACAAAUGAACCACUCGGUCAGCCGCAGCCCUCUGCCCGUGUCCGUGCAGUCAGUUCACCCCAUGCACGCGUUCCAACACGGCCAGCGGCUGGUGUCGAGCCCGACCCCUCUCAUCUAUAACACGUAUUUCGUGAGCACCGCUGACGAGCAGGGUUCCGGCACAUUGCAGUACGAGGCUACGCAGUUCAAUCCCAGGUGCGACGCCGCCGUGAAGUCCCCUGGGCUGGCGGUGUCCACUUCCUGUGCUGUGGGACUGGCGGAGCCCACACAAUGCACCUUGAGUGGUGGAGAUGGCGGUGGUGGGGGUGGUAGUGCCUUCAUGUGGCAGGAGCUCCCGGCAAGCUCCACCCCCGCCUCCGCUUCUCAGUUCUACUACCAGCCAGCGGACUGCAGUGGCUCUGGUAGCUGCCUCUCUCCUCGCCAGAUGUCCGCGGAUCACGUGACCGGCGGUAACCCCGUGUCGGACUACGUAGGGCACUCUGGGAACAUGACGGGAAGCCAGUACGCGAGCGCCAGCGGCGCAGCCCCCGCCGGUUCUAGCGAGCGCCACGUUGCACCGGACGACGACAUGGAUGGCCGCCCUGCCUGGCCUUGCUCGCCUCUCGGGUCGAGCGCCGAUCGCCCGUGCCCAUCCCACGGAGAGCACGGCGUUGAUGACGGCGCACCGAAGUGCGCGGGGGAAAUGCUGGUGGAGAGAAUCGCGUUCACGGCGAUCGACGCGAUGGAUUUUCAGGACGACGGCACCGAAUUGACGGGACAGUGCGGGAGUUCGCUCGGGUCCUGCAGCGACGGUUCAGGUACCCGAGACUCCACGGCGGCGAGGGAAGAAGAUCUCGACAAAGCGGCCCUCGUGCACGAGGAGCACAGAGAAUCGUGAAGUUUCACUUCACCGAAGCCCCGAUUUUUAUUUGUUAUGCUUUAUUUCUUUUUUUCCCUGGAGACCAAUUACACCGUACUCACCUCGCGACUCAUGAGGUCGUGCAAUGUUUCUCAACACCAGUCCUCGCGACCCCCUCACGGUACACAUUUCGUGAUUACCAUCAGAUUUGUGCAGUGUGAAAUGGUGGUAACGGGUGGCAGCCCCAACAAUGACUUCCUCCCGCCACUUCUGGCAGUGGCCGAUUCUUCCACACUGGCCAUAAGUCCACCCAAUUGGGUGGGUAGAGGUGAGGAGGUGGGGGGCGGAGGGAGCAAUUUAAUAAAACUACCCAUUUUAGCUUUUUGCACGGGGUGGGGAGAGAGAUCAAACCGUUACACGUCACACCGCAGCAACAUCACAGUGGCUUUACUUGGUCUACGAAUGAAAAAAUCACGAAAAUCCGGAGUGUGGAGGUGGGGGGGGCAGUUGUGAGGACUGGAUUUGAGAAGCACUGCAAUCCGGUGCCCCUGAAGUGCACGGCUGGAGAUGGAUCUCUGUCGUGCUGGGAGUCUAUCGCGUGGGGCUUGGUGGAACUCAUGCAUUUCCGUUGCAGUAGUUGAGUCCCAUGACGUGUGGCUCAUGUUGGAGUUUGUUUGAUUUUGGGGGUACAGUGAAACCCCUGAUGUGAAGAUUUGUCGUUUUCAGGGGUCCAGCCAAAUUGAAUGUUUCUGUGGGAAAGUGUUAUAUUGGGGAGCAUAGAUUGUAGAUCA